Messenger RNA from Strongylocentrotus purpuratus (purple sea urchin), 2541 nucleotides. RefSeq lists its product as uncharacterized. Lineage: Eukaryota; Metazoa; Echinodermata; Echinoidea; Camarodonta; Strongylocentrotidae. The record is from RefSeq and is a predicted model, not a curated record. Gene Ontology annotation, molecular function: nucleic acid binding. The coding region runs from base 1 to 2541 and encodes 846 amino acids. Gene Ontology annotation, biological process: DNA integration. The transcript has a single exon.
AUGGUUCCAGUGUUGAAGCCCAGUGGUUCGGUGAGAAUUUGUGUAGACCUUACAUCUCUCAACAAGGCAGUUGAACGAGAGAUUCAUCCGAUGUCUUCAGUCGAUGAAAGUCUAGCAAAACUGGGAAAGAGCACAAUCUUCACAAAACUGGACGCCAACAGCGGGUUUUGGCAAAUUCCAUUGGAGGAUGAGUCAAAGCUACUGACAACCUUUGUCACUCCAUUUGGGAGAUUUUGCUUCAACCGAUUGCCGUUCGGGAUAACGUCAGCGCCAGAAGUCUUCCAGAGAGCGAUGUCCACUAUCCUCGAAGGACUUGACGGCGUGAUUUGUCACAUGGAUGAUGUGCUAGUCCAUGGUGCAACACAAACAGAACAUGACAUCAGAGUACGAGCUGUUCUACAACGUCUGCAGGAAGCAGGUAUCACACUAAAUCAGGGAAAGUGUGAAUUCUCCAAACAGAGUGUGAAGUUCUUAGGGCACUUCAUCGACGACACUGGUGUCAAGGUCGAUCCGAGCAAAACAAGAGCUAUUCGAGAUUUUCCAGUUCCUCGAAGCGUGAAAGAGCUACAGAGGUUCAUGGGAAUGGUGAACCAGGUGGGAAAGUUUCUCCCAGGAUUAGCUGAGAUCAACGAGCCCCUUCGUCAACUCCUGAAGAAAGACAAUGUGUGGUGUUGGGGAGAAGCGCAGCAGAGAUCUUUCACACAGAUCAAAGAGAUGAUGGUCUCGACAGCAGUCUUAGCUCAUUAUGAUCCAGAACUGCCAACAGUCAUUGCAGCAGAUGCAUCCGGGACUGGAAUGGGUGCAAUCCUGUAUCAAGUGCAGACUGAUGGAAAUCGUAGACCAGUGUGCUAUGCAUCUCGAUCGCUUACCGAGACUGAGCAGAGGUAUGCAGUGAUUGAAAAAGAGGCACUGGCAGCUACUUGGGCGUGCGAGAGGUUCUCCGAGUAUGUACUUGGUCUUCAUUUCGAGGUGGAAACUGACCACAAGCCAUUGGUCACACUUCUAAACUCGAAAGAACUUGUGAAAAUGCCUCCACGACUCCAACGCUUCAGAAUGAGAAUGAUGAGAUUUGAUGCAGAGACAUUGUAUGUUCCAGGAAAACAGCAGACAUCCGCUGACGCCUUGUCACGAGCGCCAGUAGAGAGGCCAGGAAUGGAUGAUGUCAACUUCGUAGAUGAGGUUGAAUCAUAUGCAUCAACAUCAGCCAUCAACCUCCCAGUGACAAUGCAGAGAUUUGAGGAAAUCAGAAAUGCACAAAAAGCAGAUGAAGUAUGUGCAAAAAUCAGAGACUACUGCAUUCAAGGAUGGCCAGACUACAUGCCACAUAACCCGAUCCUCAAACACUACUAUGAGCAGAGAGGACACCUGAGUGUGGUAGAGGACUUGCUUAUCUACGACGAGAGAAUAGUCAUUCCGAGAGCUCUGCGACUUGAUAUCCUUGAGAGGCUACAUCAAGGACACCUGGGAAUAACCAAAUGCAGGGCCAGAGCCAGAGAUUCAGUGUGGUGGCCAGGUCUAUCAAAAUCAUUGGAGGAAAUGAUUUCAAGCUGCUUGACCUGUGCUAUCCAUCGCCAAGAGGUCCGCGAGCCUUUGAUGAGCUCAUCCUUUCCUUCAAGGCCAUGGGAGCGUCUUGGAAUGGACCUGUUCGAACUCAAAGGGAAAUCGUUCUUGAUAGUAGUUGACUACUACUCGAGGUGGAUUGAGGUCAAACAACUCCAAGGUCAGUCAACAAUGGCAGUGAUUUCUUCGCUGAAGGAGAUCUUUGCAGUCCAUGGGAUUCCAGACCUUGUGGUUUCAGACAAUGGUCCACAGUUCGCCAACGAGAACUUCAGAAAGCUUGCUGAAGAGUAUGGAUUCGUCCAUACAACCAGCUCUCCAAGAUACCCACAAGCUAAUGGUGAGGCUGAAAGAGGAGUUCGCACUGUGAAAGCGUUGCUGAAGAAGAACGACGACAUCCAGUUAGCCCUUCUCAGCUAUCGAGCGUCACCACUCCAAAACGGGUUAGCUCCUUGUGAACUUCUCAUGGGGAGGAGAUUGCAGACUCAGGUUCCUACUUUGCCGCACAUGCUGCUGCCACGGGUACAUCAGCCGGACCUGACGACUGUGAGAGAGAAAGAGGAGAAGUACAGGUCAGAUCAAAUGAUGACCUACAACAGACGUCAUGACUCACGUGAGCUUCCAGAGCUACAACCAGGAGAUUCCGUGUGGAUCCGUGAUCAGUCUCGCUACGGGAAAGUCACCCAGAAAGCGCAACAACCACGGUCCUACCAUGUCCAGACAGAACAUGGGACAGUACGUCGUAAUCGCCGUGCACUGAUUGCUGUCCAAGGUCAACCCACCAAGACCAGAGUGCCGGAGUCAUCCAUGAGCAACGAUCCAGAGAGACCUGACGAUUCUGAUGAAAGCGACUCAACCGGUUCCCAACGUAACCAGCAGAUCAACCGGAAGCAGCCUGAGGGAGCCUCUACACCAACAGCUGCGACAGAGACGCGAACGCGAUCUGGACGACUCGUGAAACCACCAAAGCGACUGUCCAUGUAA